Molecule: messenger RNA, 519 nt
Organism: Closterium sp. NIES-67
Lineage: Eukaryota; Viridiplantae; Streptophyta; Zygnematophyceae; Desmidiales; Closteriaceae
Source: the annotation of a GenBank genome assembly
CUAGCCAUCGUGUCAACUCACCGGGCGCGCUUACCGAGGACCUCUUCAGUUUCCACACCCGCAAACUCAGUAACUUGCGGGUGCUGUAUAUCCCGCCCAACACCACCUCAUUCAUCCAACCACUCGACCAGGGCCUUAUUGCAACUGCGAAGGCGCGGUAUCGAGUGAAGUGUCUGGCGGAACUCACCCAGAUGUGGGAGGCGCGCGGCUGCCCGGCGGAGCUUCAGCGCAUGAAGACUUCGAUGCGCCAGGUCGCCAUGUGGAUUCCAACGCCUGGUUCAGCAUCGAGAAGCGCACUGUCGAGCGGUGCUGGUGGCAUGCCCGCAUCCUCCCUGCUUCUUGGAUGCCGGCGGAGGUGGAGACCGAGUCCCCAGCGCGUGACCCAGGUGACAUGGAGCCUGAGCUGGAGGCGCUCGCAGCUGUGAUUCCCCGCCUCCAGCUCGGACCGUCGGCGAUGGCGGCGGCAGAGUUCCUCGCGGUCGACGAGAACCACCCGACGUGUGACUUCGAGGACUCCGA